Messenger RNA from Linum trigynum, 5786 nucleotides. Lineage: Eukaryota; Viridiplantae; Streptophyta; Magnoliopsida; Malpighiales; Linaceae. The record is from the annotation of a GenBank genome assembly.
UCCCCACAAGCUCAAUCUAAAAUCAAGAUCAAAUUGGGACCGGACCGGAUCAAGAGCGGACUGUAUCCAAUCCAAUCUUUGGUUCUUAUAUUCCCGAAAAGACCGGACUGGGACCAGAUCAAUUUGGUCCAAUUUAACCGGACCAGACUGUAUAGCCACCCCUAGUACCACCUUUGUUUUAACUCGGGGUUUGAAAAAUUUUGCCAAAUAAAAAAAGAGUUCAUCAUGAUAUAUUGGAUAUACAAAUUUAUUUGGGGGAGUUUAAGACCAAAUAUACCACUAUGGUAUAUGAUGAUGAAAUGUGGUAAAUGACGGUUAGUACAUUCCCACUAUCAUUAAUUGUAUGCAACCAUUCUAUAUUAUGCUAUGUUCAUACCACGUGGUAUAAUAUCAUAUACUACCGAGCAUUAUCACAUGUUAUGAACUAGUAAUAAUUGUCUCAAUUUAUUUCCAAAAUUUAUCAAAGUGGAUGUAAUUUUGAAGAGCACAAAUAUGAUUUAUCUCUACAAAACAAAUAGAUAUAGUCCGUUGAAAUUAAUUGGGGAAACAGUUAGAAGUCGUCCAUGAAAGGUUAUUGACGAGUAAGUUUUUUUUUUAAACACUGACUAGUAGGUUAUGCAUGCCAUGCAUCCACUCCCCUAUAAUUUGGUUUGGGUCGAUUAUAACAGAGUAUCGUUGUUUUCGUAUUCUGUUUAGUUUUUGGAUCAAUCAUCCAACACAAAACCAAUGUCAAUUGCCACAUACAUUUAUAAUUUUCAACUUUAAUCAACCAUAUAGACGGAAACCCCAUAUUAAGGCUAUUUCCUGUGAACUUUUUUUAUAUUGCUCAUCAAUUUUUUAGUAAGAAGUUUGAAUUUCAAAGUCAUACCCUACAUCCACAAACUCCUUCCUUGCGGGAAUUCUGAAGGAGCUCGCUAUUAGUGAGCGAAGCCGCCGGCCAACCACUACUCGCCGCCAACCCAAACCCAAUCUUCCGCACAUAUGUCGACGACAUAAGACCAGGAACAUUACGAUUUUGUCUUGGGUUUUAGAAUUUUGGCUAAAAAUGCGUAUUCCAUAUUCUCCUGUGGUACUUUCAUCUCCAGUUCUUCAUAUGAUGUGUUGAUGGUUGGUAGAGGUGUGGUGUUUGUAUUACUGGUGGUUCUAGUACGUCCUCUUCAUGUGUUUUGUUCAACCUUAGUUGAGCUUGAUUUUAUUCUUCGAGGUUACCGUCUUUUCUUGAAAUUAAGCAUCACUCAAGCGGAUCGUCAGAUGUGAAGUCUUAAAUAGAGCAGACAGGUUUAAGCGUGAAAUUGUUUUGGAAUUCAUCUUUAUCCCCAUGUAAGUGGGCAUGCUUCAUCCCAUCGCUUUGAUCAAUGUAACGACCUCUGACCGCACUCUUAGCGUAAGCUUUCCAUUAUGUGCAUCUAUAAGUGUGUGUGCAGUAGACACGAAGGGCCUUCCUACCAACAAUGUAGCAUCAUCAUCAUCAGUAUCCAUUAUAAAAAAAUCAGCAGGAAAAUCAAACAAACCAACUCUAAUGAGCAUCUUCUAGGGUUCCUCUAGUAGGCUUUGACGUUUUAUCGGCCUAUUGUAUGGUCAUUCGAGUGGAAGAAAGUGUCCUUAUCUUAUGUUUUUUAAACACGCAUGUUGGCAUGAUGUUAAUACUAGCUCCCAAAACGGAUAGACAUUUAUCAAUAUCACAGAACCAAUAGUGCAGGGUAUAGUGAAAUUCCCUUCUCUUAGUUUUUUGGUAAGGCUCGUUGGCUCAAUACGGCAAAGCAUUGCUCAUUGAGUGUGACUGAUGUGGCGUCUAACCAUUCUUGUUUGUUAGUUAAGAAUUCCUUCUCGAAUUUGGCGUAUUUCGCUAUCUUCCCAAUUUCUUCUAUCAACGGCAUUGUCGAUGUGUAUAUUUCUUAGCAUUCCCAUGAAUUGGCAUACUGCAGCAUUGUCUUUCUACUAGCUUUCCUCAAUUAUGCAGGGUAUGGAGCUUCAGUAUACUUAACGAUGUUAGGUUCUUUACUUAGGAAGGGGGAUAGGUGGCAUCUCCAAUAUUUCUUUGGUUGGAUGCCAUGUUGAUAUGGUCUUCAACAUUUCUGGGUGGUCGCUUCGAUUCUACGUUGCUUCGUGGAAGUGGUAGAGUCUUAAGGGGUUCUUCUACUUCAGGAAAAGGAUGUGUCAUGGUCUCUUUCCCACUUAUUGUGAUGACUUUUAGAUGGCCUUGUACUCCCUAAUAUGAUUUAUCCCAGUCUUCCAUACAUCUCGAUGAGACGUUCUUCAUAAACUUAUUGCUUAUUAUUGACACCCUUUACAUCUUCUAGUAUCAACAUCAAUUUGAACCAUCCUUACUACCUUUGAUGAUAAGCUUUGCUACAUCCACUAAGUUUGUGACCUUGUGAUGGUCAGGAGAGUCUAGAUUGAUUUUUGAGAGGCCAAUUUCCAAUUGAUCGUAGAGGUCAAAUAUUUAAUCCUCAUGUAUCCUUUUUUUUUUUUUUUUUUUCUAAAUUAAUCUCUCUGUGCAUGAUAGAAAGGCUAACCCCACACUUUUCUUCUAAUAGCUUUUCCAUACUAGAAUGCUUGUUUUUUAGUAUUGAGUUUACACACUUCUUCUACUUGCCUCUUUUCCAUGGAAACCUAGAAAACUCCACUUGUAAGGUGGAAUUUUCCUUUGCCAUUGCUUCCAUUUGUUUUUCCAUUUCUUUCAUAGAAUCUUGGAUAAUUUGUACAUCAUUGACUUGUUUUGGGAGUGAUUUUAUCCUUGCAAUAUUCUUGAUUCUUCGUGCUAGUAGGGAUGGCAAUCAAACCCACGGCCGCGGGUAUCCGACCGUCCCCGAGCCUCCCCAUCCCCAUACCCGCCCCACCAAGAUAAUUUCUUCAUAUUUUAAAAAAUAUAUGCAUCAAAUUAUAAUCUAUCAAUGAUGAUGAGGAUAACUUGAGAAAAUAAAUAGUAGAAAUGCAAUUGAUUGACCACCUUAAUCAAAAUCUAAUUCAUUUCUCUCAAUUCUCAAUUCACUCUUUCACUUUCCCCCUUGUCAACAAGAUUAUGUUAGUUAAUUAUUAUUUAGUAGAUGUAUCAGAGUUAGAACAUAAUAAUUUGAAAAAUAUUAUACUCUAUAUUAUGUAUUAAUGGAUAUUUUAGGAUCAUAAUCUUUGAACCAUAUUAAAAAAAUGACCGUGUUUUAUUGACUUCGUGAUAUAAUAUUUUCGUUUAGAAUUAUAAUUAGAACUUUUCUUGUAAGUUUUAGGUAUAAUAAUGUUGGAUGUACGCGUAUGGGUAUUACCCAUGGGUACCCGAAACCCACGGGUAUGGGGCGGGUAUGGGUUUGGAUAUUUGAUGAUGGGUAUGGGGAUGGUUUAAGCAAACCCGCCCCAUUGCCAUCCCUACGUGCUAGUGUCUCCUAUGUCUUCCUUGAUUUAGUUGCAUUUGGUUGAGUUAUGUCUCCCCCUGCCAAUUCAUUAAUAUGUAUGGCGGUUGUUCAUCCAAACCUUUGUAUAAUGCCUUUGCGAGUUGUUUGUUGCUAUAUCCAUAAUAAGGGCAAGUGUGUAACAAGGAGUUGAAACACUCCCAUACUCUAUGGAAUGGUUUUUCUUCUUUUCGGCAGAAGCCAAUGAUUUGGGAUGUGAGCUCGUCCGUCCUCCUUGGGGGAAAGCAUUCUUCGAGAAAUGCUUGUGAAAGAGUUUACCACAUGUUAGAUGUGUUUGAUGGGUUCUCAUCAAGCCAAACUCUUGCGGUCAAUGAAAAAGAUAAGAGUCUCAAAUGUAGAGCUUCUUCUUCACCCCCUGGUUCUGAAAGGCAAAUAUUGAGAAAGUUCUUAGUGUGUAACACAAGAUCUUCAUCAUUUUCUCUAGAGAAAUGUUUCAUUUCUAAUUUCUUGUACCAUUCUAAUUAAGGAUGGUCUUAACACAAUAUAUGUUGUAGGGUGGAUUAUGAUGGACAUGAGAUUUGAUGCUCUGGGUCGAGAGUAUUCAAAUCUCUUUCUUUUGAAGUACUUUCUUAUAGUAUUCCUUCGUGUGAUUUGCAACUCUCUGUUCUUGUAGGUUCAAGUUAUGUAAAACAAGACAAACUUCAGUGUAAUACUUUUAAAAGCAUCAAACACAAGGAGGUUGCCUUCUUUUAAAUACCAUAAAAAAUAUCUAGCAACGACACCAGUAACUUAAUGUGACUGUAGUAUAUCACAAAGUAAUAAUCAUUGAUUUUGUCCAGCGUCAUAUUAAAUGACUCUUUUGAUAACAACUACUUUGAAACUAAUCUCUUGGGUUCGAAUAAAGAUGUGACCGAAAUUAAAUGCGAUGGGCUGAGGUUCCCUAAUGAUGGCUAAUUUUUCUACUUUAACUAAAGCAAGUAAUUAAAACAUUAAAGCAAGUAAAUUGAGUAACAAUGAACCAAGUAUGAGAAACUAUUGUUUAGGUAACUUCAUCUAGAUGAACAUGCAUAAUAACUCUUUAAUGAUAAUGCAUUCAUGAGUUCCUUACAUUAUGAUGCCACAUCUCCUCCACUAAUGUAUUCCUAAUAGAAUCUUCACCACAUUCAGAAGGAAUCAAGACUAGCUAAUGUGUGAUUUCGCUUCAUGCAACUAACAAAUCAAUCACGAACAAUAGAUCAUAUACAACACUUCGAUAACUAAGCCCCGCACGAAUACCAUAAUAUUGGUCCUUCAAAUUGUUUACCUUCUUCAGGGUGCGUUCUCGACAACCUAUAUCAAGCAUCAAGCAUAUACAUACAUGAAAAGUUGUGUAUUCAAUUCAUACAUGCAUAAGUUAAUGGCAUACCAUAUAAGAGCAUUUUCCUAGCAACAUGUAUUGAUAUUAAGCGCAAACCAAGAUAGAAUAUAAUAGAAUGAAAACAUCAUUAGCAUAUCAUUAAAUCAUCAAAAUUGAAACAUGAAACAUCAUAGAUUUCACAUUCUAAACAAUAAUAACUUUAGAUAGCAGUCCGAGAGAGGGAUGAUAUACCCAUCGAUGAUGAAGGCAUCUCCAUUGAACUGUGACAUAACUUCAUCUCUCCGGUGAAUGUUAAAAGAAUUGAAAUAAGGAAAAACUUCCCGUGAGGCAACUUUAGCCGACAAAAUCGAUUCACUGCUAUGUACUGGUGUAGAACCCAGUAGAGGAAGUUUGAAUCUUAUUGCCUCGGUUAGCUUACGCAGGUGGAGGCUAGUCGCUCGACGGGUAUUCAAAUUGAGAGGGUUUGGAUCACUUUAGUCAAGACUUCAGAUUGUUUGAGAACUUUCUGCAGUUUAAACAUCAAAAGACCUGACUUAGGUGAAUUACAACUUGGCCUAACUGCGAUCUAGAGGACACAUACCUGAGUGAGCCUUCUUAAUCUGAAUACAACCUUUACUUGCUUUCUGUUUGUUUUUGCUUGUGAUAAUCUUCACUUGCAAUGCACUCAAAAGCGCGAUUCUACCUAGAAGCGGAAAAUGGGUAAAAUCGUAAACCGUAGAAUCAAAGCCUAAAAACGUAAGUUUUUUACGCAUACUGUAAAAUAACAAAAAAUGUGUUAAGUACGACAUAUACUAUGUAAAAUAUGAGUGCACAUAGUUUAGAUAAGUUAAUAAAUACUUGUAAUUCAUGUCUAAACUCAUAACAUUUUAACAAUAAGUUCAUAAACAUAUAUCUUAACCAUAAGCUACCUUCCCCUCUAAGCUAGUGAUUUUGAGAAGCGCCUAGUUGGUGAAUUAGAUUACUCUGUUGAAACUAAGAAUGCACCCAAGUACUUGAUAUGUAUCUUUUAAUCUUAAAUAUAUCAUUUUUUUUGUGAUUUACCUGUAAAAUAUAAGUAUUUUCGUGAAUAGAAUACUCCUUUAGUG